AUGGUUAUCUUCGUUGCAGCAAAAUCACGAACCAUCGCCGUCCGGCUCCUCAGCAUGGCAAUGACGGGCUACUACCGCACGCUGGUACGCCCUCGCGCAUCACGACCCUUGAGCAUGAUGAAGUAUGAUCCCGUCGUCAAGAGACAGGUCUUGUUCCUGGAACAGAAGAGGGGUGGAAAAUAA
Messenger RNA from Capronia coronata CBS 617.96, 183 nucleotides. Its product is annotated as 50S ribosomal protein L33. The record is from RefSeq and is a predicted model, not a curated record. Gene Ontology annotation, molecular function: structural constituent of ribosome. Gene Ontology annotation, cellular component: mitochondrion; ribosome. The coding region runs from base 1 to 183 and encodes 60 amino acids. Gene Ontology annotation, biological process: translation. Lineage: Eukaryota; Fungi; Ascomycota; Eurotiomycetes; Chaetothyriales; Herpotrichiellaceae. The transcript has a single exon.